CAAAGGAUUUGUCCGACAGAGUCUUCUGAACAUUGGAAUGCUGAAAUUGGACCAACCAAGAGAAAGAAAGAAAUUGUGCAGUGUGAAUAUUGUUUAACUGUUUUAAAGCAUCCAUCGAAAAUUGAUGCACAUAUGAGAACUCAUACUGGUGAAAAACCUUUUCAGUGUCAUAUCUGCCACAGAAAAUUUACACAACGUACACCAUUACGAAUGCAUGUUCGUCGUCAUAACAAUGAAUUGCCAUUCGAAUGCUCUUGGGGUUGUGGUAAACGCUUUGUGUCGAAUGCUGUCAAAAAUGCGCAUGAGUUGACUAAUUGCAGGACAUUUCCAAGGCGCUCGAUCGAUAUUUAUAAAACAAAAAUCAUUUUUUUUCUCCCGUCUAAGUCUAUAUAUAUUUCUGGUCAUUAUAUACAUUUAAAAUCUCUUGACUCGAUCACUCCAGGCUUUAACUGGUCCUCCUCGCUUUCGAUGCCAUCUAUCAAAGAGUAUAGAAAAUAUAAAGAGGUAAAUAGAGAGGUAAAGAAGUACAGAGGUCAGUUCCUUGGAAUGCCAUUAUCUGAAAGAAAAAGCCGUGGUAAAGGUUCCGUAACGAUUGAAUGUCAUUUAUGUGGUCUUAUCCUCAAAUAUCCUUCUAAAAUUAAAGCCCAUAUGAGAACGCAUUCGGGAGAACGACCUUUUUUAUGUGAUCAUUGUGGAAUGCAAUGUUCAACGCGAAAUUCUUUAAGAGUACACAUACGGCGUGCACACACAGAUGAAAGGCCGUAUGAAUGUACGUGGGAAUGUGGAAAAAAUUUUGUUACCAUAGCUGCAAGGAAUGAGCAUGAGCGAAUCGUGCAUUCGGGAAUAAAAAGGUAUUAG
Molecule: messenger RNA, 858 nt
Organism: Dracunculus medinensis (Guinea worm)
Lineage: Eukaryota; Metazoa; Nematoda; Chromadorea; Rhabditida; Dracunculidae
Source: the annotation of a GenBank genome assembly